UCACUGCAACUUGACAAGAGAGAAAGAAGCAAACUUUCAGAUCCAUUCCAUCAAUUUAGGGCUUCAGUUCCAUUUCUUAAAAGCAAUGGACUCUUAUGUGAUCCAGAUGAAUGGCAAUCGUGAUCCUUCCUCUGUCCUGGGUGUCCACGGAAACAUCAAUGGAAGAAAUACAGUCUUAGGAAAAAUGAAAGGCAGGAAGGCUAGAUGGGCAGUGAGAGCCUCUGAUAUGUCCAAAAAAACUUUCAAUCCCAUCAGAGCCAUCGUAGAUAGCAUGAAAGUGCAGCCGAAUGCUAAUAAAACCAUGAUCUCUUUAUCAAUAGGAGAUCCGACUGUUUUUGGCAACCUCCCUACUGAUUCUGAAGUUACUCAGGCCAUGAAGGAUGCUUUAGAUUCGGGAAAGUAUAAUGGUUAUGCUCCAUCAAUUGGCUAUCUGUCUAGUCGGGAGGAAAUCGCUUCCUAUUACCACUGUUCAGAGGCCCCCCUGGAGGCUAAGGAUGUCAUUCUGACAAGUGGCUGUAGCCAAGCCAUUGAGCUUGCCCUGUCUGUGUUGGUCAACCCAGGACAGAACAUCCUGAUACCCAGACCCGGCUUCUCUCUCUAUAAGACUCUGGCUGAAUCCAUGGGGAUUGAGGUCAAAUUUUAUAACUUAUUGCCAGAAAAGUCUUGGGAAAUUGAUUUGAAGCAUUUGGAAUCAUUGAUUGAUGAGAAGACAGCGUGUCUUAUUGUCAACAACCCAUCAAACCCCUGUGGUUCAGUGUUCAGCAAAAGCCAUCUCCAGGAAAUCCUAUCUGUGGCUGCAAGACAACGUGUUCCCAUAUUGGCUGAUGAGAUCUAUGGAGAUAUGGUGUUUUCGGACUGUAAAUAUGAACCCUUGGCCUCUCUCAGCACCAACGUUCCCAUUUUAUCCUGUGGGGGGCUGGCUAAGCGUUGGUUGGUUCCAGGCUGGAGACUGGGCUGGAUUCUGAUCCAUGACAGAAGAGACAUCUUUGGUAAUGAGAUCCGAGAUGGGCUGGUGAAGCUGACUCAGAAGAUCCUGGGACCCUGUACCAUUGUCCAGGGAGCACUGAAAAGCAUCAUGAGAACGCCUCAAGAAUUCUACCACAAUACCCUAAGCUUUCUCAAGUCAAAUGCUGACCUGUGUUAUGGGGCCUUGGCUGCUAUUCCUGGACUCCAGCCUGUCCUACCUGCUGGGGCCAUGUACCUCAUGGUUGGUAUUGAGAUGGAACAUUUCCCAGAAUUUGAAAAUGAUGUUGAAUUCAGCGAGAGGUUAAUUGAAGAGCAAUCUGUCUUCUGUCUUCCAGGAAAGUGCUUUGAAUACCCCAAUUUUUUCCGAGUGGUCAUCACAGUCCCUAAAGUGAUGAUGCUGGAGGCCUGCAGUCGCAUCCAAGAGUUCUGUGAGAAGCACUAUCAAAGUGUUGAAGGAGCCCAGGAAGAGUGUGACAAAUAGGCCAUCUUCCUCCCCCCCCACACACACAGGGCAUACCUUCUGGGGCUAGGCUAGGCAGUGCCCUUCUGUUACUCACUGAGGUGAAUGCCUACUACUCGGAGCACGGCCACAAAGCACCCCACUUCCACCUCAACUCUUUAGAACUGCUGGUGCUUUCUAGUCCCAACUGAACACACUCUGCCUCCAUAGAUUCUCCUAAAGUUGUAGUAACAUGAUUAACUCCCCUAGUUUUUAGUCUCUCCCCACCAUUAGAUUCCCUUCUCUUUUUCUCGGUGUAACACAUCAGUAAAGAUCUAACCUGGUUAAUAUAAUCUCUGGCUUAAAAACAAAGCACCAUACAAAAAGUGAGAAAAAGAAGAGCAAAGAAAUCAGUCAAUCAGGAGUCAGUAAAUAAGCACUUAUUAAGCAACUACUAUGUACCAGGCGUUAUGCUAACCUUUGGGGAUACAAAAAGAGGCAAAAGAAAAUUCUUGCUCUCAAGGAACUUCCAAUCUAAAGAGAAAGAAGGAUGGAAACAGAAGGUUGAAAGAACCCCUGAUACUUUCUCAUACUGUGGACCCUAUAUACCCAAAUCAGUUCUAGAGCUGAAUUCAGUCACCACGUCACUGACUCUAGGUAUACCUCACAUCAUUAAACAGAUGUUACUGGGGGAAAAAAUUGGAUUUGGAUCAAAUUUUUGGCAAUUGUAUUUUCAAUGUAUUUGUGGAGUUAACUUUUUAAAGGAACCAGGAGAGGAAUCAUUUUUAUAACAUAAAGAUUCCUUUUGUAAUGCAAAUAAUUACUAUAAUUUAUCUGUUUUGCAUUGAUAUUUUUGUAUAUUGAAUUUUCUUGAAGUGGAGGGUAAACUUUUAUGCCAGAAAGGACCUUUUGGAUAUUAUACCACUCUGGUGAAAGGAGCAGGAAUUCCCUGACCUGUCAUGGAAUCCUUUUUGGUGUAACUCUGAUGUUGAUUUAUUAUAUUAUAUAUUAUAUUAUCUUUUAAUAUGUUAGUUAAAGAGCAUUUAUACUGACCAAACCCUUUGUUUUGCAAAGGGCAUAAAUUAUUUUUUUAAAAUAAAUUUUACAAAGUCUA
Phascolarctos cinereus (koala) is the source of this 2519-nucleotide messenger RNA. RefSeq names its product tyrosine aminotransferase (gene TAT). Gene Ontology annotation, molecular function: L-tyrosine:2-oxoglutarate transaminase activity; pyridoxal phosphate binding. NCBI's taxonomy places the organism in Eukaryota, Metazoa, Chordata, Mammalia, Diprotodontia, Phascolarctidae. Gene Ontology annotation, biological process: L-phenylalanine catabolic process; biosynthetic process; L-tyrosine catabolic process. The record is from RefSeq and is a predicted model, not a curated record.